This is a messenger RNA of Empidonax traillii (willow flycatcher), 1220 nucleotides long. It is a transcript of the gene SARNP, whose product is annotated as SAP domain containing ribonucleoprotein. Gene Ontology annotation, biological process: poly(A)+ mRNA export from nucleus. The record is from RefSeq and is a predicted model, not a curated record. The transcript is spliced from 12 exons. Lineage: Eukaryota; Metazoa; Chordata; Aves; Passeriformes; Tyrannidae. Gene Ontology annotation, cellular component: nucleus. The coding region runs from base 32 to 664 and encodes 210 amino acids.
GCGGGGGCGGGCCCGGCGCGUCGGUGACAAGAUGGCGGCGGAGCCGGUGGAGCUGCACAAGCUGAAGCUGGCAGAGCUGAAGCAGGAAUGCCUGGCCAGAGGGCUGGAGGCCAAAGGCAACAAGCAGGACCUCAUCAACCGGCUCCAGGCCUACCUGGAGGAGCAUGCUGAAGAAGAAGCCAAUGAGGAGGACGUGCUGGGAGAGGAGAUAGAGGAGGAAGAGCCGAAGCCGGCGGAGCCGCCCGUGAAGGUGGAAGAGGCUCCGGUGAAAUCCCCCGAUGUGAUCACGGAAAAGAAGGUGGUGAAAAUAACAUCAGAGAUAUCCCAGAUGGAGCGGAUGCAGAAAAGGGCCGAGCGCUUCAACGUCCCCGUGAGCCUCGAGAGCAAGAAGGCGGCGCGGGCGGCGCGGUUUGGUUUGGCCACAACUCCCACAAAAGGCCUCUCUGCAGACAGCAAACCCACGAUAAACAUGGAUAAACUAAAGGAAAGGGCUCAGAGGUUUGGGUUGAAUGUCUCCUCACUCUCCAAAAAGAGCGAGGAGGAUGAGAAGCUGAAGAAGAGGAAGGAGCGGUUUGGAAUCGUCACGAGUUCGGCCGGAGCUGGAGCCACAGAGGACACAGAGGCAAAGAAGAGGAAAAGAGCAGAACGGUUCGGGAUUGUGUGAGGCCGUCCCGGAGCUCCUGCCGUGGGCAUUGACCGAAACCCUUCCCCUGGUGAAGACUUGACGUCCCAGGAUUGUUAUUCCCCGUGGGAUCCUCAUCCCGGAGCGCUGGGAAGGCCGUUGGGAGCAGCAGGGACGUCCUACCCCCAGUAACAAGCAAUAGUUCUACUUUUUGUAACGUGGAAAGUCUUCAAAAAUGCUGCUGUUCCCUGAGCAUUUCGGGGCCUCCGGGAAAUCCCUGCAAUGUUCCUUUCCUUCCCCAAAGGGCAGCUGAAAGCCACAGGAUCCAGGUGGGGCCACGGGAUCCAGGGGACACCCUGGGGUCCAGGGGACACCCUGUGUCCUUGGCUGUUGGUGUGUGGCUGAGCCCCAGCUUGGUUGCUCCUCCCCAUUCCCUGUGCUCCCAUUAUCCCAGUGUUUUGGUCCGUGUUUGGGAUUUCUCCUCCGUGUUUUCUGUUUGCCUCGUGGUUCCCCCACUGGCUGUUGACUUGGAAGGGUUUGUGGUGCCAGGGCAGACAUUCCCUCCUCGCUUUCAUAAUAAAACUCCUUCUCCAAGGCA